AUGGCAGACACCCGUAAAACCGUCGCCAUCAUAGGCGCCGGCCCAUCAGGCCUCAGCACCGCGCGCUCUAUGCUAGCCCGCAACAUCACGCCUACGCUGUUCGAAGCCAAGCCCACCAUCGGCGGGCUCUGGUCCUCCUCCAGCACGGCGGACAUCCUUGCGCUCGAUCCGGGGCUGACAUUGAACCACUCGCGGUACACAUGCUCCUUCUCGGACCUUGCCUGGCCAGAGACGGCGUCCAUGUUCCCGCCCGUGAUGGAGAUGGGCAAGUACCUGCAGCGCUACCGCGAAAAGUACAUCCCCGAGUCGGCGCUGAGGCUGUCCUGUCCCGUCACGAAGAUCACAAAAGAGGAUGAUGGCAGCUGGAGAGUCGAGUGGGGGGGCAAGGUAAAAGAGGAAGAUGGCGCAGAGAAGUUCGACUUCCUGGCCAUAUGCUCCGGCUUCUUCUCGGCGCCCUAUGUCCCACCCAUCCCCGGCCUCUCGAGCUUCAAAGGCGAGGUCGUCCAUUCUGCAGACUUUUCAAAGCUGAACACAAAGGGCAAGAAGAAGAUUGUCGUCGUCGGCGGGUCAAUGACCGGCAUUGAAGCCGCCGCAGAUAUUGCGCUGCAGCUCUCCUCGCAACCAGUCGAGGGGUCGGAAAAGCCGGAAAUCGUGCACCUCUUCUCACGUCCGUUCUGGAACCUGGCAAAGUUCUUUGCGGUCCCGAACGAGGAGGAUCCGACGGCGCCGCGCUUCCUUCCCCUGGACCUCCUGAUGUAUGACUUCAAUUCGCGGCUUGCGGAGGUGGGAAAACCGCCAAAGUCGAUGGAGGAGAUCACAAGGGCAAUGAGUGAGAAAAUGAAAGGGUUUGUAGGGCACGACCAGGCGGAGCUGUCCCCCGAGAUGCAGGUAUCGGAGAAGUAUAUGGACCAGAUGCCAUGGGUCGCCAUCUCGGACUCGUACAGCAGCUUUGUGCGCGAGGGGGCCAUCAAGACCGUCCUUGGGCGUGUGGCGGCCAUGGAUGGAAACACAGUCAGGCUGGAGCAGGGCGAGGACUACAGCGAGACAGAGAUCACAGACGCAGACACUGUGAUACUAGCGACCGGCUACCAUCCCGCCUCCACUCUCAAGAAUAUGCUGCCCGAGGAUAUCUACACCGCCCUGACCUCCUCCUCGACGCCCAUCCCCGAAGACCCAAACUUUGCGCCCCUCCUCCUCUACAACCUCUGUCUCCACCCGGUCUUCCAACAGACCGCCGGCUUUGUCGGAAUGUAUAAGGGGCCCUACUUCGGCAUCAUGGAGCUGCAAGGCCGCUGGCUCGCUGCCCUCUUCUCCGGGCAGGCCCCCUGGCCCAGCACCGAGGACAUGACCACGGCCAUCACCGAUCUCGCCGCCGUGCGCACAAAACGUACCGACACCGCCGAAACCACUUUCCGCCCGCAAUGGGCCGCCGGCGACUACAUCGGCGUCGUCAACGGCAUCCGCGAGCGCCUAAACAUCCCCUCCGCGCCCUCCCAAACUUCCUUCUUCCCCAACACAAUGAUCCCCGCCCACUUCGCCCCCGCCGACAGCCACGACGAAUCCAUAAAAGCGCUCUCCGACCUCCAAUCCCUCCUCCCCCCCACGCCCACCACCAAGUUCACCGCCGCUGCCGUUUUCCGCGGUCUGCAGGGCCGCUGGUCCCUCUCUCGCCGCAUCACCUCCCGAAACACCACCUUCCCCAGCGGCGUCUUUACUGGCACCGCCAACUUCCACCCGCGCGAAGCCACCUUCACCUCCCUCGUCCAGCACACCACCGCCACUGGCCCCGCAUGCACCACGACAAACCUCUCACACACCGCGCCUCAAAAAACACCCGGCGGCGAGUGCGUCGAGUAUCUCUACAGCGAGACAGGCACCUUCCUCACCGACACGGGCUUCACCAUGACGGGUGCGCGAAGCUACAUCUACCGCUACCAUCCCCAGGAGGACACCAUCACUGUGUGGUUCGUCAAGACGGAUGGCAGCGGCGACGUGGAUUAUUUCUUCCACGCUCUCGAGUUUCUGCCUGCUGGUGCCGAUACUACGAGUGCCGAGGCUGGGGCUGCGGGUGGGAACAGUGGGGGUAGUGAGGUCGAUAUGCCCGGCGGCUGGAAGGCAAAGAGCGAGCAUCUGUGUGUCAAGGAUUGGUACUGGCCGAGUUACAGGUUUGUAUUUAGGCCGGGGGCGCCGGACCUGGAGCGGUUCUGGAUCAGGUAUAGGGUGGAGGGGCCGAAUAAGGAUUAUACGGCGGAGGCGAGGUAUAGCAGGCCUUGA
This is a messenger RNA of Morchella sextelata, 2274 nucleotides long. RefSeq lists its product as uncharacterized. Gene Ontology annotation, molecular function: NADP binding; N,N-dimethylaniline monooxygenase activity; flavin adenine dinucleotide binding. The transcript is spliced from 2 exons. The record is from RefSeq and is a predicted model, not a curated record. The coding region runs from base 1 to 2274 and encodes 757 amino acids. NCBI's taxonomy places the organism in Eukaryota, Fungi, Ascomycota, Pezizomycetes, Pezizales, Morchellaceae.